AUGCAUAUUUUGUACUCAAUUCUUGGCCUUUUUGCAUUUGUAAGGUACUCGAUUGGACUGCUGGAGGAUGUACAAGCUUCCCUAAGUGAGCAAACAUCGUUUGAUGAGUACAUCAAUAAAUCAUUACUUUGGGCCCCUUAUAGAUCAAACUGCUACUUCGGAAUCAGGCCACGAAAUGUUAACAAAAGCCCGUUUAUCUUAGGGCUAAUGUGGUUUGAUAAUUCCGAAUUGAAUGCGCUCAACGGCAUAAGGCAUUUUGUUGAACAAGGUGAUAAACUAGCUAAAUAUGGGUGGGAGGUCUAUGAUCCAAGAAUUGGUGGUAAACAGAUUUUCAUAGAUCAGCAUAAUAACCUUAACCUAACUGUUUAUUUCACGAAGAACCAUGAAGGCGAUAAUUGGGCAAUCAGAGUGAAAGGUGAGCCUCUCGAUAAGACUAAGAAAACGACAACCUCAGUCGUUUUAUAUUUCAAUCAAAAUGGCGAGGAUGGCAUUUCAAAAAUAGUUAAGACCCUUGAUGUUGAUAACUCUUUGCAAUUUGAAGGAUUUUCGAAGGAGUUGGGCUCCUACGAGCUUUCAAUAAGAGACAAUCACGGUGAGUAUUAUGCAGAUCCUAAUCUGCCUACCAUGGAAGUAGUUUCAGGCUGUGACAGUUCUAGGGUAGCCCAUGUAUCUUUGAAAGUUCCGGAUGAUAAUGUUUGGAUGGCCAAAGACGUUUUUAAUUCACUGCUGGCAGAUUCUGUUAGAGCUAUUGUUCAGGAGAAGGGAACAGCGAACAUUUCUCCUUCGUUAAAUCCCAGUUUAUUCACUAUACGAAACCUUUACAGUUUCCCUGCUGGAAAUUUUCAUUACGUCCAAAAGACCUUCGAUCUCUCUAAGGCUGGCGGAUUCGAAUUCGAUGUCACCUAUAACAAAGUGAAUAGCAAAGAAAAGAUAUUGAGUUCUCAAAAGAUCACUUUGCUAAUUACAGAAGCUCUUCAAGAGGUCGAAGCAAGAUUCAACAGACACUUUCAAAUACAAGAUGAGGAUAAAGAAAUGCGUGUAUUUGCACUAGAAACUCUUUCAAAUUUAUUAGGUGGAAUAGGAUACUUUCAUGGUACUCAGAUGGUUGAUAGGGAAACAACCUUAGAUGACGGGCAAUAUGAAAAGAUAGAUUUAGCGAAUGGACAUGAGGAAGGUCCUUUGAGUUUAUUCACAAGCGUCCCCAGCAGGGCAUUCUUUCCACGAGGAUUUUACUGGGAUGAAGGAUUUCAUCUUCUACAAAUAAUGGAAUAUGACUUCGACCUUGCCUUUGUAAUAAUGUCAAGUUGGUUUGACUUGAUUGAGGACAGUGGAUGGAUUCCCAGAGAAGUUAUUUUGGGAAAUGAGGCAAGGUCAAAAGUUCCAGAAGAAUUCACGGUUCAAAAUCCAAACAUUGCCAACCCGCCUGUCUUGCUUUUAGCAUUCAGCGAAAUGCUUGAUAAAGUGAUUGGCAAAAAGGAGAAUUUAGCCAUAAAUUUCUUUGGAGAUAACCGUGCGGACAACUUCGAGGAGACAAGUCAGCUAGAGAAUAAUGAAGAGCUAUUACUCGUUUAUGCAAAAAAAAUCUAUCCCAAGUUGCUGAGACAUUAUGAAUGGUUUAGAGAUUCCCAAAGGGGUUCAAUUGAUGAAUGGGAAGAGGUACUUGAAGAUGAAGAACUGUCAGAGGACAUCAGCAAAAAUGAAGUCUACUCUUGGAAGGGACGUACAAUUGAUCACUGUUUACCUAGUGGUCUGGAUGAUUACCCAAGGGCCCAGCCUCCUGAUAUCUCUGAACUAGACGUCGACGCCUUAGCAUGGGUUGGGGUCAUGACUAGGUCAAUGAGAAAAAUAGCCCAUAUAUUAAAUUUCGAAGAUGAUGAACGUCGUUAUGCAAAUAUUGAGAGCGAUAUCGUAAAAAAUUUAGACUUACUACAUUGGAGCGAGGAUAAUAGCUGCUAUUGUGAUCUGAUAGUUAAUGAUUAUUCAGAGGCGCGCGAAUUUGUUUGCCAUGAAGGAUACAUAUCACUGUUGCCGUUUGCACUGAAAUUAAUUCCCUUGAACUCUCCUCAUCUACCAGAUCUUAUCAAUCUAAUGGGCGAUCCACAGAAAUUACUUUCGGAUUUUGGGCUCUUAUCACUUUCCAGACAAGAUGAGUUUUUUGGUACAAAAGAGAAUUACUGGAGAGGGCCAAUCUGGAUGAACAUCAACUACCUGUGUCUUGACGCCAUUAAGCAUUACUAUCCUGAAGUAACAAAUGAUGAAAUAAAACAAAUGGAUGAAACAAGCAAAAAAGCUAAAGCCCUCUACGUGAAAUUGAGAGGAAAUUUGAUUUCGAACGUGUUUCGUGUUUGGAAAGAGAAGGGAUACUGUUAUGAAGCUUAUGAGCAGAAUACAGGAGAUGGCAAAAGUGCAGAACAUUUCACUGGUUGGACAGCGUUAAUCGUAAACAUUAUCGGGCAGAAAUAG
Molecule: messenger RNA, 2463 nt
Organism: Zygotorulaspora mrakii
Lineage: Eukaryota; Fungi; Ascomycota; Saccharomycetes; Saccharomycetales; Saccharomycetaceae
Gene: CWH41
Product: mannosyl-oligosaccharide glucosidase
Exons: 1
Coding region: 1-2463 (820 amino acids)
Biological process (GO): oligosaccharide metabolic process; protein N-linked glycosylation
Cellular component (GO): endoplasmic reticulum membrane
Molecular function (GO): Glc3Man9GlcNAc2 oligosaccharide glucosidase activity
Source: RefSeq, a predicted model, not a curated record